AUGGGUCCCUCGUCCUUACAAUCUUCUUUAUUUCUUUCGAUCCUCUUCCAUUCCGACGCUUCUGUUCUUGCGGCUGUUGGCCGCUCCGCUGGGGACGGCGUCCGUCCUCCGGAAAAUGGCGGUCUCGCAGCAGCACGCCUCGGGCCCGGUUCUGAAGACCAGGUCGUCUGCAGCACGAGAGAGAGAGGCCCCGCGGCCUCUCUCGGGCUCUCCGAGAUGACCCACCGGCGCGCGAUCUCCCGCCAGGAAAACAGACCAACAUGGAUCGCUGCAGCGUCCCCGAAGGUGCUGCAGCGCGUUCAGCUGUCCCUUCUCUCUUUGUACCAGUCUCCGAGCAACGUUCCCUUGUUUGUCUCCGCGUCGCGAGGGGAUUCGAAGGACGUGAGAAGACGCCUGGCUGACUGGAUUGCGAGCACAGCCGAGAAAAGCACUCUCUUCCGCUUCACGUUGUCUGACCAGAAAUGCAGAAAUGGCCUCUCUGUCGACGCCGAACUCCUGGUGGAUGUACAGGGGAAUCAAGUUCUGAUUUCGUCGUCGCCUCGCUGCUUGCCUCAGACGCUGCAAACGCGGGCGCGGCCGAUCCACGCGGCCUUUCUGGUUCUCGGAGGCGCACCGGUUUCUUGUUUCUUUUCCCGCGACCAGGACAGAGAGACGGAAGAACAGACCCCAACACCAAGUGGAGAGACGGUCGUCGCCGUCUUGCAGGGGGAAACUGGGCACUUGCCCCACGGGCUCCUGGAGUUUUUCCCCUGCCAAAGGUCGCCCAACUCUGGCGAGUUUUCUGCUUCCGCGACGGUGAGCAGGCGCCUGACGCUCCCUCUUCCGUACUUCCCCAAAACCUUCUGGGGUGUAUAUACACCUCAAGGCGAAUGCGGAGCAGUCGUUCUCGCGGAACGGCCCCGCGAUGGACACGCGCGGCCUCACGCUCUUCCUCACCCCCUGUCCCUCGCUUGCUCUUCUUCCUCGUUUGUAGCCUUUAGUGUGACUUCGCCGUCAGGACGCUUCGAACCGAGGCCCCUACUGUUCACGUGUUGCCGCUGCUGCGUCGUGGGCCGCGCCUCUGUGCCUGGCAAGGCCACCCCGCGAAGGCGGAGCGCCGAGCAUGAGCGCGGCUCGGAUCUGAGGCACGUGCAGCGAGUGGGGGCGGGGGAAACCUCGACCCGAGACCGCAUGCGCUUGGGUGCGGGAUCCGCCGAAAAGGAGAACGAGGGAGAAAGCGGGGACAUGGAGGCAGAAGACGCAGAGGAAGAGCCGUUUGAAGGCGCUCGACGCCCUGCGUUCGCACGCAGGUGCGGCUCGACGUGCGCGGAAGAGGAGGAGAAACAGCGUGCGUCGGAGGCGAGCGAGACAGAGGAAGACUUGGAGCAACCCGAGAAGCGCACAGUGGCGUGGGUAUCCUUCCUCAAUCUUCCUCCGACUGCCCCGGCUGGCCGCUCGCUCGGCGACGCGCCUUCGCCGUCUCUGGAAGUCUUGUGGGUCUGCGACCGUCCCGAGGUCUCUCUCUGUCUCGCGUACGCCGUGGAAACACGCCGAUGUGUGGUGUGUCUCCUUUUCGGGCGCGGCUCUGCAGCCGUAAGCGCGGGACACUGGCGUCUCCGAAGGGCCCAAGCUGCGGUUGGCGAAGGCCGCCCGCCACCAGCGCGGCCUCACGCGGCCUCGCCGUUCCAUGAGCAACUUGAGACGCGGCUCUUCCUCUCUGCGCCUUCUCUCCACGCCCUGCAGUUGACUUCCUUCCUGCUUCCUGGCGACGAACAAGAAACGGUGGGCGAAUCCGCGGGGCCGGAAACUGAGGCAGCAGCGAGCGAGCGAAGCAAAGAGGGAGACAGAGACCCGAGACGGCGAGGACUGCUGCCGACGUUCCUUUUUUCCCCGCCUCCUCAACUCCUUCUUCUCCCUACCCGCUCUAUCCGCCCCUCGCGGUGGAACAAGAGAAAAAAGGGACGAAAGGACACAGGAGCACGAAGAGAAGAAGAAGCCGCGGAACCCCAGGGAGAAAGAGAGCAGGCUGAGGGCGAAUGGGAGGCGUCGAGACAGAUGAGCUGUGGUAAAGGACGGAGAACGGCAGGAGACAGGCCUCUUGCGGCGCGUCGUUUGCCUCGACCGACGCAGCCGGAGAGACGCGCCGCGUCACGGCCAUGUCAAGAGAGACUAAGGCUGGCUCUUCUCGAUGAGAGAACCGACACACUUGUUCUCGUCCCCCUCCCACCUGCUUCCUCGCUUUCCUCCGAUUCGCCAUUUUCCUCUGCUGCCGCCUCCUGUUCUCCCCCUUGUUUGCAUUUAAACCCUGGCGACCUCGAGCGCAUCGAAGACGUUGUUGGAUUCGUCGCGCUCUCGCCCGACCAGACUGACCAGGCGGAAGGCUCGCCCAUCUCUCUCCCGGCCUCUCAUCUUCACUCCCGCCGAGUCAAAGCGUCUUCAGAACGGUCACCGCUUCUCUCUUUCUCCUGUCCAACCGGGCCUGCGCCUUCUCUUCCUUCUUACCUGCUGGUGCUUCAUCGAGGCGGGCUCCUCGCACUAUAUGCGGGGGCCUCUCUUCUCUCCUUUCUGCGGCUGCGUUCGCCGCUCGCCCUUUCGCCGUCUCUGCACGAGUUGCCUGUUCGACCGCAACGCGACACGCGGCCUGACUACAGCCACGGGGCGUUGCUUGUGUGCUCUUCUCUGGCCGCUUCGUCCUCCCGAAAAACGGAGAAACGCGAGAGCGAAAGACAAACGUUCCCCGUCGCUCUCAGCAACCCUGUGGCCAACCGAUUCAACUUGACGAUUCUUCGUCCCCCCGCAAGCAUCUGCCCCGGACGUGAAGACGCGUCCCCGUCGGCUUCCUUGUCGCGUUUUGUCUCUUCGCGCGGUUCGCCGACUGUCCGCUCACUUCCUUCGGCCUCUUCCGGCCUGUCAACAGUUCGCUGCGCUGUGCAGCUGGGCCCCGCGCACCCCCUGCUUUCUCAUGUCACGACGAGGCUUCUGUCUCGACUGCCUCCUCGCGGCGCCCUGAGGCUGCUGCGCGCCCUCUUUCUCUGGUGCUUGAAUCCACGUGCCUUGGCGGCGUUGACCGAGCACGAGAACCGCGAUUUCGAGCCCCUGCGAAGCUGCCGUCUCGCCACUUUGGCUUCUCAAUUUGUCUCUUCCCCAGACGCGUCUUCCGGCCCUUUGUCUCCGUCGCUCUUGCGGCAGAUAGCGGCGAGUCUGCCGGCGGCCGGGGCGUCUGAGAGGUCUGUCGCGGAGCUGGAGUGGCGGGCCUUUUGUCUCCUGCUGCUUGCCGAGUCGCUGCCCGAGGCGUUUCUCGCGUCGUCUCGCUCUCCGUCUUCUCCGGCGCCGCGGGCACUCCCUUCCGCAUCCGUGUGCAGAGACUCGAGGUUUCUCGUUUCACACGGAAACGCCGCCUUCGCUGCUGCACACGCCGUCGCACAGCGCCUGCGCGAGGCCGAGCGAGAUCAACUCGGAGAAGUCGACGAGGGAGAAGAAGAGGGAGAGGGAGAGGGGGGUGGAUGCGCCGCGAGAGGCGGGGAAGAGGGAGAGGCGAGACGGCUGCAGCUGGGGAGAAUGAGGCGUGGAGCGAACGAGGGAGAACACGCGGCGGUUUGUUUGCCGGGAAAAAGGAGACGGUCCGAGGCCUGUCCACGCAGCGAGGGGGAAGACGUUUCCAGAGGGCGACGCGUGGACGGCAGAGGACGAGGGGCAGAGACAGGACGAAGCGCAGGUUAUUUGGACGAGACCAGCGCGAUUCAGCAUCAACCGGAGGCGAGUCGAAGCGCCGACCUCGAAGACGCGGGAGAGCAGACACAGCGCGUCGCGCCGAACGGCGAGGCCGCCGACAACGCCGCCUCGCCAGAGGACGCUCCCUUUCGUUUCUCGCCUUCCGUCUUCUCGGCCUCUUACAGCCGGCAACAGUGUGUGCGGCAAGCAGCCGACAUGCUGCUCAGAGACGCGACGCGCGAGAGCAGGAACGCAGAACGCCGAGCGCGAGAGGUCCAGGAAGAGAGGGAAGCUGCCGGAGAGACCGAUGAAGAGGGUGGCAAGGCGAAGAAGAGGAAAACAGAGACGCAGAGGCUGGACGCUGUUGUGCGUCGCUUCGCUUGCAGCCCGUUCCUCGGGCCUCUCGUCGAGGAUCUUCUGGAGGAAGAGGAGGGAACCGAAAGUCGCUCGCCCCUGUCGCUUUCUGCUCCCGACUGUCCGUCGCCGUCGCUCCUCCGCUGUCCACGAGAGCCUUCUGUAGCUUUUGCCAGUUAUUCUGUGUCUCCGGCCCCGCUCGCGUCGUCUGCUUCCCCGCGAGGCCGAUCGCCAGCAGCGGGCGCUGCGCUGACUCCGCCUUCUUUCCGCCUCGCUCCGUUUCUUCCUCAGAUCUUUUUGACUCUGCACGAGGUCCUCCAGGACUUGUCUCUCUUGCAGGAGACCGGAGAGCUUCAGCGCUCGCUCGCCUGUCUCCUUCUUCUCCUGUCUCGCGCUCUUCUUCUCCCUGCCUUCGCCUCGUUCUACGCCACUCACUACCUCUCGGUGGAGGAGGCCCGACGGCUCGAGGCGCUCUUCGUCCCUCGGCACUCGCCAGACGGCCCGGCCGACGAGAGCGGUACAGAGACAGCCAAGGUGUCGGCACGACGGAGACACGAGGAGGCGGAAACAGGCGAGGACGAAAUGCGGCCCGUGCAAGAGGCGGCGGAACCCCGUGUCGCCAGAGGAGCAAGAGAGAUCUGCAUGGAGAGCGCGGAAGAAGAAAGGGAGAAGGAAGCGAGACUGAAAAAUCCAGCUGAAGCCGAGCGACGAGACGAGGACGACGAGGAAGACGAGCGAGGAGACGAGGGAGGAGACGAGGGAGACGAGCGAGGAGACGAGGGAGACGAGCGAGGAGACGAGGGAGGAGACGAGGGAGACGAGCGAGGAGACGAGGGAGACGAGCACGAAGAAGAACAAGAGGAAAUGGAAGGCGCUGCUCUCCUGACGGAGAUGCGAAGGGGGACGAAAGUCCUCUCCGUCCACCAAGCUCUCGAGACGCUCUUUUCCUCGCCUUCGGACUCCGACUGUCGCGCGGACCUUCAGACCCAAACUGCGGAGACACGGAAAAACAGGAAAGGCUGCUCGCUUCCGUCCACAGUGCCUUUUUCUUCGUCGCCCCCGUCGCCGGCUGCGCUCUCCUCGGUCGCCUCUUCCGGUCCCCAGGCGCCGGACCGUUCGUUCGGCUUCACUCCCGGGAAACGGUUGGAAGCUGCCCUCUCCCGACUUGAGCGUCGGCGGCGUCUGAUGGGGAGUCUCUCAAAGGAGACACCUGUCUCCUCCGUCGCAGCUGAAGGGGGAGGUGUGGGGUUUGGCGGAGAGACCGAGAGGAGGCGGGCCACCGCAGAGCCGUCCGGUUCCGCUCCCUCUUCUCUGUCUUUGUCGGAGAAAGAAAACAUUGAGGAGGAACAGCGGCAGCACGCGGAGAACUACCUUUUUUUCCUUCAAAAAACUAGGCUUGGGGAAGGGAAAGAAGAACAGACACACAUUCGUCGGAACGUGUCUCCUCCAGUUUCUCUCUCUUCCGCGUCACGUUCCACCAUCAGCUCCUCUGUCUCUUUUGAUUCUUCGUCUUUCACGCGGUCGUCCAGUCCUCCUCCCUGUUCCCCUUUCUCGCCGUUCACUCUUUCGUCUGCCUAUUCUUCUUCCGCUCCUUCGGAAGACGCGACUGGAUGCGGUCCGGCUGCGGACGGGCGAGCGUUCGACCGUUCUCUUUCUGCCACCGUCCUCGAGAUGUUUCGAGAUCUUCAGACAGCGCGGGUGAGGAAGAGGCGAUUUGUCGCUGCGUCGCCUUCCCCAGGAGUCUCGACACAUGAGCCGACUCAGAGGGAGACUUCGACUGAGAAAACAGAGCGUUCCCUGCGCCUCCCGCUCGCGAAGUCUCUUCAUUCCAGCUCGAGGGAAGACGCAAAACCGUAUCUCCAACAGGUUUCUCUCUUGACUCGUUCCUCCCGUUCCUCCUUUUCCUCCGCGUGUCGCUCGUCAACGCCUUCGUCACCGCUAUCUUCCGUUCUUGCGUCUCCAUCUUCUUUCGGGCCUUGUCUCCGUGAGGAGCGGGUAUGCACGGCGACUUGCUUGUCUCUUUCGAGGGAAGAGAGAAGCAAGGACCGGGAGAAGAAAACGCGUGCGGCAUGGCGCCUGAUCCGACGCCUGCAGGCUCGCCUGGAUGCCGGAACACUCUCGUGUCUUGUACCCUGUCUCAAACUGCUGUUUUCUGAGAUCUUCGACUUUCUGUCUUCUUCCGCCUCCGACCUUCUGGGCACGCGCGCGAUGCUCCUUGGGGAGAGGAAGGAACGGAGCCGAGACAGAAAGGUGAAGAGGGGGACGGGUGGCUAUCAGCGCCUUGGCCCGCAUGCCCAGCGCGCCGCGCGGCCCUGGCGCGAGUUCCCAGAGGAAGGAGAAAGGGACGAGGCGUUCGUCAAAGCAGUCAUGCUCGUCGGCCGGGCGGACCUCGCCGCGAACGCGCGGCUGCUUCUCCCGUCCGUCUCGUCUCCGCCUCAAGCGUUUCUCGCCCUCGGAGGCGAAAUGGUGGUGCCGGAACCGAAGGUGCCGAGGGCGGCAGACCGCCACGGAGGACAGGCCGCGCCCCAGGAUCGCUCGCCGGGGAUCGCCAGUCGCCGAGCGGUGUGCCCGCGUCUCGACGCGUCCAGCCGUGCGCCUCCGGUCGGGUCUUGCUCUGUCUCUGCGCCUGUCCGGGAUCUCCGCGAGUUGCUGCACUUUGAGGCCUCGGGGCAGUCGGCAGGCACUUCGGGUUUUUCUGUCGCACCUCGCGAAGUGGACUGGGCCCCGGCUUCGCCCCUCGGCGAGAAAGGCGUCCUCAGUCGCUGGGGCGGGGUCGCGCCCCACAUGGAGACGUGGUUGGCCGCUCGCGGGGAUCUGCGACCGCAGCUGUGUCUCGUCGCCUCGGCCCUCGACAGCUCUUCGCUGCGCCUGAUUGAUUCGCGACUCUCCCCGCAAGCUGCUGACGUCGUCGAGACCCUACGAGAAAGCCAGGUCCUCGCGCUUGCGCCUCCGUUCCCCGGUCCAGCCUUUGCGUCGGCGACUGCCUCGCCGCUCCGCGAGCCUUCCGCGUCUGCCUUUCUCGCCUUCUCUUCGUCGCUCGUGCGGGGCGUUGCCGCCCCGCCAGCUGGGGCCAGAAGGGGCGGUGCGCCGGGGCCCGACGACGACGGCCGGAGCACCGCGGUCCCCCUUCUCCAGAAACUGUCUCCUCUCGACGCGGCCCUCGCCCUCGCCAGCCGCGACCGCGGCGUGGCCCUGCAGCAGGCCUUGGCCGUGGGGCGCGGAGCCCUGACCCUCGGCGCGCUCGGCCGAUGGGACGAUGGAGACAGGCAGCGCGAGAGUCUCCCGCUGUCUCUUCUCGACGUCCCACCGCUGGAGCUGCGCGUCGUCCUCGCGCCGUACGCUCUCGUCGCGAAGGACGAGGAGGCCUUGGGGGAAGAAGAAACAGGCACGCGAAGGCGAGAUGAAGAGCGCGGCAGACGAGGUAGGCGCGAAGAGAGAAACGGCUGCAGGCUGUCCUCAGACGACGACGCUUCUGACGGGUCGGAAGGGGACGGUUCCCGGCGAGCGUUCUCGCCCAGAUCGGAUCUCUUCGACUCACCCUUGGCGUCUCGAGCCUCGCAGCGAACCGUCCCUUCUUUCUCAACCGCUCCGCUCGCCCCACCCACCAGCCUCUUUGCCGCCGCUUCCUCGGAACCCCAGAGGCAAGCGGGGCAUCGCACAGGACCGCAUGCCUCGCCGAUUUCCUUCGUCUCUCUCCCUGCGCAGCUGAUUAGCAGAGACCCGCAGAGACAGCCGCCGGAACGCGACGCCUGGGCGCAAUUCCACAAUGGCUGCUCCGCAGGCUUAACUCUCUUUCCGGUGUCGGGGAGACCGACGGCUGCGGAGAUCAACUCUCUUUUUUCGGUUUCUGUGUCUGCGGCGACGUCGCGCCAGUUGCGCACUCGCUGGCCCGGAAGGACGCGGAGUGGGGACUCGUCGGGGGACUCUGGACACGACCAGACGCCGGGGAGAGCCGAGGCUGAGGGACAGCCUACGAGGCAGAGAAGUGUCGGAACGCAUGCGUCUGCGCUGUCUGAUGCGGCGGUCGCCUCGGGAGAACAAGAGGGGGGUAGACAGCGAGGUCCCGACCAGGGCGUCGCUCCCGCCUUUCCCUCGCCCUUUUCACCCUCGCCGGGUUCGGGAGACAUCCCGAAACUGCAUCGCGGGAAAGACGCGCUCUCUCACCACGAACAGCUCGUCGCCUUCCUCAGGCGACACGGCGAAGCGUAUGGGCCGCACGAGUUCGGCGGACUGCUUCUCGCUCUCGGCUUGGCAGGGUUUUUCCGGCCCCGCGAAGGAAGGAAGGAAGACAUGCAAAAUCUGUCGCUGAGGCUCCUGUGGGACGCAUUCGAUCGCGAGACCGUCCAGACUGGGCUCCUGCUCGGCCUCGCCAGCAGCGCUGUGGGGUCGCGGUCUUCCUCGCUGCUCCAGCUUUGCGUGGCGCACUUGCCGUACACGCUCGUCGGGAAAUUCAUUGAAAUCGAGAUGAAGCCCGCGCCGCAGUGCGCCGCGCUUCUCGCCCUCGGGCUCGUCUUUGCAGGCAGCCAAAGCGCAUGCAUUUCUGCGCUGCUGCUCCACCACCUGCUUCGCUCGCCGUGCCUCCUCUCCGACAAACAAGGCCUCGACCGCGAUGCCUACGCGCUCUCGACGGCCUGGGCCCUCGGCCUGAUCUGGCUCGGUCACGCACGCGGCGGCAAGAGCGUGCGGGGCGAAAAACGAAGGGGUGAGACCGGUCGAACCCCCCGCGGUCGCUCGGGGGACAGCGAGGGGGAAGAAGCCUCGAGGGCGGGGGAAGCGACGCACCCACGAGGCGCGAUGGAGGCGUGGCCACAUGGUGAACAUGGCACGCUCGAGACGAACUCAGACACCAGGUCGACGCGGACGGCGAGACGCGGAAGGCGAGACGCGGAGGCCGAGGAAAAACAACCGCUGUCUUUCUUCUGGAGAGAACUGGUGACGCUGGCCAACUUGAACACGUCGCGGCCGUGGGGAUCGUUUUACCGGGAACCCUUGACAGCGAAAGUCGCCUCGCUGCGCCAGGUGUCCCGCGCGCCUUCCACUCGGUUCUCGCUCUUCUCGCCCUCCACCGAGCGCGGCGCUCGAGCACCCAGCGACCUCCCUCUGCUGCAGGAGACCUGGUUCCCCUCGCCGGCUGCCGCCGCUUUCGACGGCGUCGGGAGGGAGCGAGGCGAGGCGAUUCCGCGUGUGGGCGGCGAGCUCCCUGGCGAGACUCGGGAGGCCGAGCCGGCGGCGUCUUUCGCGUUUCUCUUCGAGAAAGGCGACGACGGCGCCUCGUCCUUCUCGAACCACGCCCAUCGAAGCAACCUGCACUGGGGGUGUUUGAAUGCGAGCGAAGUUUCCGCGCCCGCAGCGCUGGCCCUCGGCUUGGCCUUCCUCGACAGUGACAACGACGAGAUUCGGCGAGGCCUGCGAAUCCCGAAAGAUGCAGACCAGCUCAAAGACAUCCUUCCCCAUGUUCUCCUCUGCAAGGUCCUCGCUCGCGCGCUCAUCUCGUGGUCGGCGAUUGUGCCUUCGCAUCGGUGGAUCGCCGCGCAGAUUCCCCCGCCGCUGCGCGUUCUGCCGUCCGACUCGACCGACGCUGUUCGCACUGCUCUGCCUUUCCUCCGCGUCGUCUGUCCCCGCACCCACCGCAUUCGCCCCGUCGAGCAGGCGCCGCGGGCCUCUGGGGACCGACGCGGCGACAUGCGUGGCGACACCGACAGUGGACACGGGAGACAGGGACGGAGACAGCGAGCGGCUGCGGCUUCAGCGUACCGCGACAGGGCGCGGGAAGGAAACCGCGUGGAGAGGACGCGAAGACGCGCGAGCGAGCGGGAGGACAAAAGGCAUCGGCCCAGCGCGCCUGCGAGUUCGGCUUCCUUCCCCUUCUCGUCGGCAGCAAAGUACCGCGUGUAUGCUCUGGCCGGCGCUCUGUGGGCGCUCGGGCUUCGAUACGCCGGAACAAACAGCCGGUGCUGUCUCCACCUUCUGCUGCGGUAUCUCGACUAUCUGCGGGGGCCUGGUUUCGGCAGGUCUUCGCUCGCUUGCCGGGGACGUCACGUCGCCAGCAGAAGGCGAGGAGAUUGUAGGCCACCCCAGAACGAACAAGAGCCACAGCGAGAAAGGAACCUCCCUGAGGAAGAUGUGGACAUGCACGCAGAUGGCAGGCCUGACUCCCUCGCUGGAAGCGCCGUUUCCGACGCCCUCGGGGGGUCCUGUGCUUCGGCCUCGCCUGUCGCCCGCGGCUGGGCCUUCUCGCGUCUCCUCUCGCGGUCCCAGUGCGCGCUCUUUCGCGCGCUUCCUGCCCGGUUCUCUCUGCCCCUACCCGAGUCUCCCCAGUUGGCCUUCGCCUCCGCUGCAGCGUACCUCGACGAGGAAGCGCGCGAUCUCUGCGUCCUCGUUUGCUGUCUCGCACUGGCCUGCGUCGCCGCGGGCUCCUGCAGCUCCGAAGUCCUUUCGUGUCUCUUCGCGGAGCGCCGUCUCCGGCUCUCUCGCCCCCGUCCGGAGACAGCUGGAGGCGCGGCCGCGGUCGCGGCUGCCGCGGCGGCGGCGGCGGCGGAGGCAGCUGCGGGGCUGGCCAGCGGCGACACGGCGAGAGCGACGGCGGCGGCGGAGACAGCGGCUUCGUGUGCACGGGCCGCGGAAGAGAACCAAAUGCAUGCGCAGUACGGCGCCUGCCUCCUGAUCCACCAGGCGAUUGGGCUCGUGUGCAUGUCGGGAGGCCGCCGGAGUUUCGCAGACUCGCUCUUCACGCCCGCGGUUCUCCUGAUGGCCUUGUUCCCGCUGAAGCCUCCCACCGACGCGGCGGACCAGAGCAGCCAUCUGCAAGCGGCGAGGCACAUCUGGGUCCUGGCAACCGAGUGGAGACACGUCGCCCCGGUGGACGUGGAGACAGGCAAGCGCGUCAGCCUGCCCGUCACGCUCCUCGUCAAGCGCGCUGGCGAUCUGCACGGGCGUCCGGAGCGGAAACGCGUGAAAAAAGUGCAAGUGUGGCUUCCCGGCCAGCUGCCUUCCCCCCGGCGGAUUUUGCAUCUGGAAGUCGCUGGCGACCGACACUUGCCGCUCGUGCUUCGCCGCUUGAAAGCGGCAGAGCCUGUGGAGGCGUCGGACGCGACCUCGCGCGAAGCGUGUGGCCGCCGCGGUUGGUACUCACGAGGACACCAUUUGGAGCCCGACGCGCCGCCCUGUCUCUUUUCGCGCCUCCUGCAUUUAGGCGGGUUCUUCGUCAAGAAAAACCCCGUCGCCGGAGCCUACGAGGCCCAGCCAGUUUCGUGUCAACGCAGGCAGGCGGCGCCUUCGCGUGUCGCGCGGAAAUGGGUAGCCCUCCCCCGACCCGACCCGUCCUACUCCGCGUCCCUCUCCAGGCUUCUCCUCAGCCACGUGGAACGGCUCGAACGCUGGAGACACGGAGAGGAAGGAGAGGAAGAAGAGCGAAGCGGAUGCGGAACGGACCUGUUCAGCAACGACACAGAUGGCUCUCCGUUGACGGCCGCGGAGAAGCGGCGCUUUGGAGCCCGAGGGACACCGUCCCCAGGAGACAGAGGCGCGGCGCUCUUGGCUGCUCUCGAGCAGGCUUUGCCGGCUGUCGCUGUGGACGACUGGGGCGACGGUGGAGCCGCAGAUCGAACUUUCGGAGGCGACAGAACAGAACGCGUGCAUCCUGUUUCUGACUUCUCGUUCCGCGCAGACGUCGGGGACGAGCGCAGCGACGAGCGGGAGAAAGCGGCGGAAAUGCUCCGCUGGAGAGACUGUCUCUGUGCGGGCCCUGUCUCUGUGGCCGCGGGCCGGGGGCGCGACUCUGUCAACGGAUUUCCCUCGCUCCUUCCUCUUCGUUCUCGUGGAGACAAAAAUCUCGAGAGCGUGCACGGGCUCGCCACGCACGGAGACAGUCCUGGGCGGGGCGUGCUCGCCUUCGACGCCCGGAAAAAAACCCCGACUGAUUCGUCGUCUUUUUUUUGCGAACUCGCGGCCGCGCUAGCUGCAGUCAGUUCCUCCUCAGAGCUCCCCUUGGGGCCGUUCGUCCGUCACGAGCAGAGGGUAGAGCAGGAAAAAGCACGAGUCUUGCGUCUGGAGAAGAAGCAAAACGCGCGGCGGCUGCGCGUUCUCUCCGACCUCUUGACCGUUUUCAGUCGGCAGAGCCUGCCGCCUCCCAGUGCAGUUCUCGCUUCGCGUUUCCUUGGUAAAUUCCUCGCGUUCUUCCGACCUUCUCCAGCUUCGUCUGCCUCGUCGCUUUCUCUUCCUCCGCCCUUCGGACCAGAGACGGCGUGCCGUUUGUCGCUCUCUCCGCCGACUCCGGCCUCCCGCCCUUGCGCGUCCUCGCUCUGGCGACCGCGCGAGAACGGCGGGCGGGGCGGCGAGUUCCCUGCGAGCAGUGGAUGGCUGGGCUCGAACCCCGUCCACGGCAGCGUCGCCAGUUCCCCGUCUCUGCUUUCUCUCUGUUUGGGGGAGGUAGGCGUUGUCUACUACGCUUCCACGGCCGCGACGUUUCUCCGGCUGAUAGGAGGCAGUGUGCGAGGCGAGUUCACUUGCGAAGAAGCCCGUGAAGUGAGGGGACGGGGACCAGGAGACAGCGAGGAGAGGGCGAGGCAGAUAGAGACGAAGCGCGAGCAGAAGGCGCAGGAGACACUGGCGCCGAAGGACGAGCGCGAGACAGAGAAAAAAUGGAGAACGGGAGGAAACACGGAUUUGCAAAGAAGGAAGAGGGCGACCUGGUGCUCCGAGUCUACGGCGGCGAGCGACGCGGAGUGGACAGUGGAGACACAAAGCUCGAGUCGCCACGCAGGAGCGGAAGCAGACCGAGAAAAAGAGACGGUUUCGAUCGCCGACGCCUUCUCGUCGUUUCUCGUGGUCCACCGCCUCCCUCUCCUCGAUGACUGGCUUCGGUUUGUCCGCUGGGCCGUGAGGCGGAGGAGCUCUGAUAUGCGCGCCUUGUCCCUCUCGGCUCCUGCAAGGAGGAGGGCCGGAACGAAAGGGAGACGCGAAGGCAACGAGAUGAGGGCGUUGCCGUCAGAGCCCGCAUACACCGAAGCAGAGACGGAAGCAUGGAGACAAGGCGACCGCGCGCACACGCCGCGCGCGUGCCAGCAGGCGCUCCAUCUUGCACACCUCGCAGCGCCCAGUGCAACGGUGGAGGGGAAACGCCUCUUGGCCGACGCUCUGAUGGAGGCGAACAAGUUGGUUGCAUUGCUCUAA
Molecule: messenger RNA, 13215 nt
Organism: Neospora caninum
Lineage: Eukaryota; Apicomplexa; Conoidasida; Eucoccidiorida; Sarcocystidae
Exons: 6
Coding region: 1-13215 (4404 amino acids)
Biological process (GO): anaphase-promoting complex-dependent catabolic process; metaphase/anaphase transition of mitotic cell cycle; protein K11-linked ubiquitination
Cellular component (GO): anaphase-promoting complex
Molecular function (GO): molecular adaptor activity
Source: RefSeq, a predicted model, not a curated record